AGUGAAUGUCGGGUCGGUUGUGUUUAUUUUCAGAGUUCAAAAUGGUAAAUUUUAAAGAGCAGCGUUUAAAGCUUAUGCUGGAUUUGGAUUUUCCCAACUCUUUACUAGGCGAUUUUGGCGGUGCUUGUGGGUUGAACUGAACAGAUUUUCUGGUUUGCAGCAGGGAAGAUUUAGAAGUCGCACUAUCCGCAGUAACCGAUCUGCCUUGGGAUUACGAGAGAAUUUUCCAAUCAAUAAAUUUAUGGCAAAAGCGUAAUAGCGGUGGACAAAAAUCAUCAACAAUAGCAACUUAACGAUCCAAACUGCUUGCGGUUGAAUGAAGUCGAAUAUGAUGUAAACAUAUAAUUGCCUUUUUUCGACCUAAUAAGGGGCUGAGGACGUUUUCGUGUGAACUUUGAACCGCAUGAAAAAAUAGUGCCAGCUAAAAUGGGAACCACGUGGCCGGAUACGGACAUACUUGAGUGGACUGAUAAGAGUUUUUGCACAAACUGCAACACGAACUUCUAGAUAUAAAAAGCAUGAUGACACCCCAAAAAUUUACAGUCAUCAGUUCAAAAUGUUGAUUAAACAACUCAAUCUGAGGUUUUGUCUCGUUGCACUUGUUUUGUGUGGCCCUGUGCCCAAAUCAUCGAGCGUCUUCGGAUUCGAGCUUUUUGAGCCCUCGUCGCUGGAUACCAUAAAAUUGUACUUACAGAAUAUAUCUCAAAGCUUGUCAGAACACCAUCAGACGUAUCGGACAGAUAUUGAGGAACUUCGGCGAAAUAUGAAAUCUACGGAAGACUUGGGAAAUGAUAUCAAACAAUUGCUGCAAAACACCGCACUUCCACAAACGUGCUCGGAUAUCCCUAAGAUGCAAACCGGUGUAUACCGGCUGAAGCCACAAGCCGAAUACCAAUCAUUCGAAGCCUUAUGCGAUUUUGAUUAUCCACGUGGUGGAUGGACAGUGAUCCAAAACCGAUUCAACGGUUCCGUGGACUUCUACCGAGGCUGGAAGGACUACGAAGAAGGUUUCGGAGAUCUGCGAGGUGAAUUUUGGCUAGGAUUGGAGAAGAUCCACCAGCUCACCUAUUCCAAGCCGCAUGAGUUGCACGUGCUAUUGAAUGACUUUGAGGGUAAAUUCGUGGUGGCCAAAUACGACUAUUUCCGCGUGGCCGAUAAGGCAGAACAUUACACACUGAAGAGUCUCGGACUGUACAGUGGCAAAGCAGGGGAUGGGCUCUCUGAGCAUCUCCAUAAAAAGUUCAGCACCUUCGAUGUGGACAACGAUUCGUGGGAGCGAAAUUGUGCAAUCGAAAAAACUGGCGCUUGGUGGUACGGAGAUUUUGGGUGUCAUACAAGCAACCUCAAUGGGAGAUAUCUUGGACAGGGUGUGAAGGCCAACGAUACAGGAAUGAGCUGGGACAAAUUUCGUGGCCCUAAUGUUUCGUUGAAAAGCUCAAGAAUGAUGAUUCGCGUGAGAGUUUAAACCACAACUAAUGAAAAAAUCAGGAAAAAUAUUUAAAAAUUCUAAUCCAUUCAUACCAUUUUUUUUUUUAAAUUAGGAAAUCUAUUUAAAC
Uranotaenia lowii is the source of this 1556-nucleotide messenger RNA. Its product is annotated as microfibril-associated glycoprotein 4-like. The transcript has 6 exons. The coding region runs from base 557 to 1465 and encodes 302 amino acids. Lineage: Eukaryota; Metazoa; Arthropoda; Insecta; Diptera; Culicidae. The record is from RefSeq and is a predicted model, not a curated record.